Linum trigynum is the source of this 8203-nucleotide messenger RNA. The record is from the annotation of a GenBank genome assembly. Lineage: Eukaryota; Viridiplantae; Streptophyta; Magnoliopsida; Malpighiales; Linaceae.
UUUUAAUCGACUUUACCGAUUUUACCCAUGUUUUUACAUAUUUUUGUGACUAAGCUACUUUAGGUAGAAACUGAAACGUUUUGGUGGCAUGGAUACGUAAAAACGUAAGUUUUUACGUUUUAAUGCUCGAUUUUGACUGCACUGGUGGAGAUGAUACCUAAAGUAAGCUCGAUAGGGUUUUAAGUUGGGUUGUAGGCAAGCUUGUACUUAAUGCUUAUUUUUGGAAUUUGUCAUAAAUGGGUAGGAUGAAUUAGUUACGGACUUCAAAAUUGAAAGAUUUUGACUGUUUCAACAUUGAUUUUGGAAAGUGACCCGUCAUUACCAUUAAUUUAUUAAUGAUUGAUUGAAUGUAUGAAGCUCUAUGAUGUAUGAUUUGAAGAUUGGUAAUGAAUUACGAAAUAAAAGAAUUUAUUCACAAAAGGUAAAAUUUCAAAAUUGAGCAAGUUAGACAAAACUAGUUAGCCCUAUAUAUUUCAUAAUGACAAUCAUGACCUAUUGAUUCGGGUCUAAUUGUACAUGUUUUGCCCCCGUUUUCCUUAGUCGUUUGUGGCAAUUGUGCUCCUAAAAGGGUGGUUUUAUGCUAGGUUUCUCGUGUUUUAGCGUGUUUCAGGAUUUAACAGGUGAAACCAGCCCCGAAGUCGAAAGUUGGACGAAAAGGAGCAAAAACCGGGAGAAGAGGUGAAAAACGGCGAGUUCACAGUUUUCCUUUGAUGUUCACAGUCUUGUAUGACCGUGAAGAAGGCCGUUGGCCGUGAACAUUGAGGCAUCCAGGGCCAAAAUGCAAGUUAUUGACGCUAAUUGAGUUCACGGUCUCUAAGACCGUGAACAAGAGUUGUUGGUCGUGAACCAGUGGAAGCAAAGCGGUGCGUUUUGGCACCCAUCUAGAGUUCACGGACGCGUUUCAGAGUUCACGGCCAUGAACUGAGCUCGUUCACUGUUUAAAAGCUGAGCUGAAAGGAAGAGAGAGGGGGGAUCCCAUUGUGUGAGAAAGCCUUCUUCUGAUUUUUAGAGAGAGAAACACGAACCAAAGAAGAAGGAGGCUAGGGUUUUACUCUAAGGUGGAAUUUGGGAAGAUUCUCCUCAAUAGAAGUUCAGCACAAGGGUCUAGAAGAUUGGAAGCCUCCCUCAAGAUGGUUUCUACCUCUUCUCCUUGUGUUUCUCCCAUUCCUAGCAUGGAGUAGAUUUCUUUUCACUUGGGUGUUGUAAAACCCUAACUAGCUACCAUGUAGUUUCUUUUAUGUGAAUUGAAUGAUUGUCAUUGGGUAUUGUUUAAUUCAAUGAUUGAGGUAUUAUUCAUGUGAUUGUGCAUGUUUGUGCUUAGCAAUCUAAGGAUUGUGCAUGUUUUGUGCUUAGCAUCCUUAGGUUUGUGCAUGUUGGUGCUUAGCAACCCAAGGAUUGUGCAUAAUUGUGCUUAGCAUCCUUAGAUAUUUGUGCAUGUUGGUGCUUAGCAAUCUAAUUAGCCACUUUAACCUAGAUUAGAGAGGAAAAUCCCUCAUCCAAGGGAGACUCAAUCGAGUUGGUUUUCCUUUAGAUUUUCAAGCCACUUAAUUGGGUUAAUUUAGGGCAAACCUCAAUGUUGAAUUAAGCAAAUUGGUUAAGCGCGAUUAAGCUGUCCAACCCUUGAGUUGAGUGAGCGAGUAAGUCAACCACCGAUUGCCUAAACUGAGAGGGCCGAGUGACACGGCCUAUAAUGUAUACCUCGGUUUAGCAAUCGAGAAUGCGGUUCGCGGUUACCUUGCCCUUAACAACCGUUUCAAUUCACAUACCAUGGUAGUAGUUGGGGGAAGCGACAAGGCUUGUUAAUGAUCCGAGCCGAUCCGAACUUUGACAGGGUUCUGGCUCGGCCCGUUAAAAUAUUUUAAAGCUCGAGCUCGUCUCGAUUUCGUCACGAGCUUUAAUAAUCAAGCUCGAGCUCGGCUCGUUUAUGAAAAUGAAAGUUCGAGCUCGAGCCUGAUCCGAGGCUGAAUCAAUCAUCAGAAGAAGAAUUAGGCCAAAAAUUAGGAUACAUUCUGUGAAAAUAAAACUUCCAUCAAAGAGAAGCAAAUGAAAGGCUUUCAUAAAAAUUCUCGUAGAAUCGAGAAUGAAGUUUUCAAAUAAAUCGAUAUUUCUGCUGAAAUCUUCUUGCUCCUAAUUUGUUAUUCUAUUUAUAGGACUAAAUUACUAUUCUCUUCUUCUACAUAAAAGUUUCUUAGAAGUCACAUUAUAAGACAUAUAAGAUAAAAGAUAUUUGAAAUAUCUUUUUUUUAUUAUAGAACACAAGCUCAAGAGCAAUCGAAAGGAUUCUGGAGCAUCUUCCGGUUUAGGCACUGCUCCUCCAAUGAUCCUGGAGCAUCUUCCGGUUUAGGCACUGCUCCUCCAAUGAUCCUGGAGCAUCUUCCGGUUUAGGCACUGCUCCUCCAAUGAUCGUAGUACCAAGAACUUCUUGGCGAGCUCUAAUAUGAUCCGAUUUAUAAAAAAGCAUCUCUUGUAAAAAAAAAAUUAGCAAAAUUAGCAUAAAAGAGAGAGUUUUUUUAAUAGAGUUCUCGGCUCGUCAAAUGAGCCCAAUGACGAACUCGUCAAACCCUAAUCAUCUGUGGCCCCAGCCCCAGUCGCCACUUCUCAAAAUUUCCUCAAAAAUCCUUCCUCCCUGCCUCGCUACCCGUUCCCUUCAGCCGCUAACUCAAUGUUAUGCGCCCUUCGGGGAAUACGACGACAAGACGAAGCGGCGAGGGAAGCUUAGAUCGACGACGGUGGAAGUGCGGCAGCGGCGGUGGCCUGGAGGUCGCUCUUCAUAGCCGACGACUCCGGCGUUGUGUCUGAAAGCCAGACGAGAUCCUCUUUCUCUCGGCCAUGCCUUCCAACGGUUGCUCCUUCAAGAUCAUCACACUUUGGAUUUGGGACUCUGAUGGUGGAGGAUGUCCAUGCUGCCUCUCCCAGCAGCUGAAAGAACCCAGCACUGCCACCUCUCUAAUUCCAAUCGGAUCUGCUCCUUCCUUCCAUUUUCUCUCAGCGAAGGCGAACAACAGACACCACCAAUGAGAAGAGGAGGAGAAGCGGAUUCGUCAAAAUACCCUUUUCUUUGGCAAUUAUUGUUGAAUCGAUCCGAAGCGGCGGUUGUAGAGCAUCAAAGCAGCUUGCUCAUAUGGAUAAGAUCUCUCAUUCGCUUCUCACCAGUCACCUCCACUAGCCUGCUCACCUCAUUUUGAUUUACUUUGUGAUAAAGACAAGAAGAAAGAAGGAAUUGAGAAGAAAGAAAAGACAGAAGAAAGGUCGCAGAAGCAACCAAGCAGUAGGGAGUAGGGAUGGCAACCAAACCCGAACCCACGGGUACCCACCCGACCCAAUCAGGUCAACGCGGGUAAAAUCCGUGUUGACGGGUUUUGGGUUGGGUUUGGGUUUAAACCCGUUCACUAUUCAUCGGGUUGGGUUGGGUUUGGGUUUAGGUAGACCCGACCCGUGGGUACCCGCCCACACAUAUAAUUAAUUUUCUCGGUAUAUUUAAUAUUUUAAACAACUAAUCUUAUUUAUGUUUGUGGAGACAUGUCUAAUUUUUUCUUUCUAAUUGUGUAGAAUGAAGUUUGUGUUAUCGAGUGGAGAAUGAAGAAACUUAAUUGAAAGGAAGAAGCCUUCAAUUAAUAUGUUAUUUAUGGAUAAUUUAUGAUUUAUUUCAAUUUUCUCGAGUUUUCUAGAUUGGUGUUGAACAAUUUGUAUAGUUAAUUUGUGAUUUGUUUGAAUUUUCUAGAAUGGUGUUUUAAAUAUGGAUAAUUUGUAUUGAGAGAUUGAUAUUUGACUUUAAUUUUGAUAGGAACAUGUUAUUGUAAAUUUUUUACGACAAAAACCGGUGGGUACCCAUGAACCCGCGGAUACCCAGCGGGUUGGGUUGGGUUUGAGUUUUUCAAACCCAGUGGGUUUUACCCCGGGUUUUUUACGGAUAAACCCAUGGGUUUGGGUUUGGCAAAACCCGACCCAACCCGACCCAUUGCCAUCCCUAGUAGGGAGAAGGAAGGAGAGAAAAGAGAGAAGAGAGAGUAAAGUUGAUUUUUUUAAGGGUGGUGGAGUGGAGAAAGCAAACCAUUAUACGAGCUUGUUCGCGAGCCUUUGAGCUGAACAUGAAAUGGUUCGAGUUCAGCUUGUUUAAUUGACGAGCUUAUUCGCCAGCCGGCUCAAUUAAGACGAGUCGAGUAUCGAAUGAGUUUUUAUCGAGUUGAACGCCGAGUUGUUCAUGAGUGGCUUGGUUCAUUAACAGCCCUAGAAGCGACACCCGAGUGAUCCUUCUCACAAAGAGAUUUCAAAACCAUUUACCUUUGCCUUAUUUUAUUUUAAUUAGCAAACUUUUCAACCAAAACUCUGUUUCUAGAUAAUGAUUCAAAUGACUGAAGUAGGGGUACACGGACGGGCUCAUGUUGAUAUUUAAACAUACUUAUCCUGUACUGCACCCUGCUAAGGUUUAUACUUGGGACUUAGGUGGGAAUUUAUUGUGGUAUUCGGGACGAGUCACCUAAACUCAGUCUUCACUUCUGCUCCUCCUCACGCAAUGCUCCUUUGAUUCUUUUUUCAAUUCGAUAUCUGAAUUCUUUCGAGAUCUCUGAUGUUGUGAGCUGAAGAAUGUCUUGGGUUUCACUCACUCAUUUGCGCAGCACCAUCCAAUGAUCGUGGUUCCUAUGUGUCAUGUGUGCUAAUAGGCACUAGUAUGAUCCAGGAUCUCAUACAUAGGAGCAAUGCUAAAUUGGCGUUCUGCAGCAAACCGACUGUUUAGAUCCAUUCAAGCAGCUUGGAGGAAUUGGGUUAGGAAAGUGGCAUAGGAAAGUUUCACAUUUCGAGUUUCCUCAUUUUUAGUGAUCCUGACCAUGUGGACACACAUUAAAUAGGCCAGAUUCAAUGGCUUCUUUUCAUGAGAACAGUUCUGAAUCAAGAGAUCAAGGAGUUGAAGCUAGGUGUGACUUCGAGCUCGGAGGAGAAAGAAGUGAGUGGUCAGCCAGUUAAAACUGUGAGAGGAUCAAGCAAGUCCACAACUUUGAGUGAUCCCCUUGUAAUCUUCCUCAUUUCUUCAUCAAAGUGAAAUUCAUGAGAUUUCAACACACUUUCACUUUGAAGAGUCAGAUAUUGGGAGGAAAGAUUCAACUUCUCAACGAAGAACUCUGCUUUGAAGUGGUAUUCUGGGAAGAAAAAAACCGAAUAUUACUCAUUUUCGUUGAUCGCCAUUCACUAUUGCUUAAUUGCCUUUUAGCAAGGCCUCGUUAGUGAAGUACAAUUAAGCUAGCAAGCUGACCGAAAGGGUGAUUAACGUAUGUUGAUGGCAUUGCAUCCCCUCUUGCACGUUACUCAUAUCCUUUGCAAGUUAGCAUGCUACUUGUAUUUUCGAAUUUGUAUCUGAGAUUGUAAGGUAUUAUCAUAUGCCAUCGAAUAUCAUAAAAAAGUUUGGCACAAUUCUCAAAUCCUGAAAUACCUGGAUAGUAGAUAAUCGGUUCAAUAAUAAUAAAGUUGUCAGUAAAUGUAAAAAAAUGAUUACUUUGUAUACAAUUCAAGGAGUAGAUUCCGACUUCAAUAAAACUAAGUUGUCAAACAAAAUUAAUUUAUGGGAUAGAUUUUAAAAAGUAUUUAGUGCUCAUUUCGGCCAACUCUCGAUCAUCUUUCUUUGGCCGAGUAGCCAUUAUGUUUGACUAUGGAUGCAAAUGGAGGGGUGUAAAGUUUGGGGGUAAAUAUCAUUUCCAAUGCAUUUACCUCCAUUUGGUUAAUUUGCAAUAGUAGUAGGGGAGAGCAAGUGAGGGAUACAUUCACUAUUCCCCUUUACCCCAAUUUGGGGAGCAAGAAGAGAGAGAAAGAAGGAGGAAGAGGUGAGUGUGUGAAAUUAAUGUUAAAAUUAUUAUAAUAUUUAUUAGAGCUAAUACCACUACAACACUCAAACUAUCCGGAAAAUGCAACUUGUGUCCUAUUGUUUCCAAUAUUCCAUUCAUGUCAUGAACUAUUAUAUUUUGUGCCAUUUGUAUCCUGCCAAUAUCGUUGACCAUUAAAGAUAACAGCUGACCAAACGGCGGUCAACUUAACAUUGACUUUUGCUUACGUGGCAAUGCCAAGUCAUUGAUACCUCACAUUUUUAAUUUAAAUUAAAUAAAACUUUGAAAAUAAAAAAUUGAAAAAACUUUAAAUUCAAGAAUAUUUUUUAACCUAAAAUUAAUAUUAUUUUUGGGUUAAUACCACUACAACAACCGAACUAUGAGAAAAAUGUCACUUGUGUCCUAUUCUUUUCGAUAUUCCAUUUGUAUCCUAAACUAUUAUUCUGUUAGUGUUGACUGGUGUUGACCGUUAGUAUUUAACAGAAAGUCCAGUCAGCAUCUACGUGGCAUUUGACAUGGAAUUUUUAUAAAAAAAAUUAUAAAAUAAAAACAAAACUCCUAGUUCAGUGUUAUGGGUUCAUCAAUUUUUUCCAUCUCCAUUGACGACCGAACCACAAUCUCUACCCUCGAUAUUGAAAUUCCUAUAGCACCCACCAGAAACUCUCUCCAUAGUUCUUCCGCUUAAUGCCCCCAGCGAGUGAUAAAUCUCCAGAUCGUCACAAGUGGCCAGCCUUCUUAAAGCCAGAUCUGUCCAACAUCGUUGGCGGAGUAGCACCAGGGGCGUAACGGUAGGAUCGAGAUCUGGAGAAAAUCAUGAAGGAGGACAUAAAAAGGGACAGUGCUUUUGCGAAUCCUAACACGCAGUAUACGUCGCUUUUGUCCGCUUCUGGAGCUGGAGAGAGAAAAUGGAAUGCUAUCUAGGGAUGGCAAUGGGUCGGGUUGGGUCGGGUUUUGCCAAACCCAAACCCAUGGGUUUAUCCGUGAAAAAAAACUCGGGGUAAAACCCACUUGGUUUGAAAAACUCAAACCCAACCCAACCCGCUGGGUACCCACGGGUUUUUGUCGUAAAAAAUUUACAAUAACAUGUUCCUAUCAAAAUUAAAGUCAAAUAUCAAUCUCUCAAUACAAAUUAUCCAUAUUUAAAACACUAUUCUAGAAAAUUCAAGCAAAUCACAAAUUAACUAUACAAAUUGUUCAACGCAAUCUAGAAAACUCAAGAAAAUUGAAGUAAAUCAUAAAUUAUCCAUAAAUAACAUAUUAAUUGAAGGCUUCUUCCUUUCAAUUAAGUUUCUUCACUCUCCACUCGAUAACACAAACUUCAUUCUACACAAUUAGAAAGAAAAAAUUAGACAUGUCUCCACAAACAUAAAUAAUAUUAGUUGUUUAAAAUAUUAAAUAUACCGAAAAAAUUAAUUAUAUGUGUGGGCGGGUACCCACGGGUCGGGUUUACCUAAACCCAAACCCAACCCGGUGGUGAACGGGUUUAAACCCAAAACCCGUCAACACGAAUUUUACCCGCGUUAACCGGGUUGGGUCGGGUGGGUACCCGUGGGUUCGGGUUUGGUUGCCAUCCCUAAUGCUAUCGAUACCUUCCUCUUUCUUAUCCUCAUCAAUUCUCCGCGCAGAGAGAUUGAGAACCACCAUCUCACCCGCACGUUGUCCCUGCUCAAAUCUCCGAACCAGAACGAGAAACCCAAAACGUCGACCCUCCUCAAAUAUCCGAAGAAAAUGUGCAUUCAAUCCAACGUUGCUGGUGAGGAGAUCCGCUGCGAGAGAGAGGGAGAAAGAAGGAAGGGACAUCAGAUCCGCCUCUGAUAGUUGUGGGAUUAGGUUCUCUGGUUCAACAGGGACGUAUACGCCGUCUCGAAAUUAUUCUCAUCCUCCACAAUCGCUGCAGAACAAGAGAUCGAUUCAUCCGCCAGAGGGAUAAAUCCAUCCAUCACACUACAAGAUUCGUUCUCUAGAUUGAUAGUCUUAUAUUCCUAGUACCUACUUUCACUUGAUUCGUCGAUUCAAAUUCCUUCUUCGCUCGUCUCCGUCACAAGCUAUUGCCCAGUUGGAGAAAGCUAAGGUCGAAGGAGUGUGAUGUCGUGGCCUGGCCUGUUGUGAUGCAUACAGGGGAAUGGUGAAUACAGGGGAGCGGUUACCAUGUUCAUUUAGAUCGUUCAUUGGAUUGUAGGGUUUUGUGUAAUGGCGGAGUACGAUGGAAGGUUGGGGGAAGAAGAGGUUCCUUCUGUGUAAUUGGGAUCCCAGAUUCAGGCCACCCAAUUUAGUUUGUUUUAUUUUAUUAUUCUCUUAAUUUAAUUUGAAUUAAAAAUAUGAGGAAUCAAUGACGUGGCGCGUAUGUGGCAGCCAUAUUAUUGCCAUGUCAAUAAAAGUCAACUUUACUU